AUUGCAUCCUUCUCUGGCGAACGAAGUCGGCGCCCCGGGGAGAGGGGCGCCGGGAUAUGCUCUGCAGACCUGGACCUGGCUAUGGGUAGUGGUGGCAGGGGCCCGGAAUCUAAAUUCGAAUCGGGGCCCAGGUAUAAAGAAUCUCUCCUCGGAGGUACAGCCGUCGCCAGCGUGACACCGCCGGCAUAUCGAUUAUUCCCGAUUACCGGGGCGGCGGCAGCGGUUGAUAUUAUUACCGUUGAUUCAUACAGGCUUUCCUGGUCAGUGAAUUCUUCCGUCAAUGGCCUGGCAGGCAGCUCCUUCUCAAUCCCGGUAGGAUGCGGUAAUAAAUCCCGAAGCUCUUCUAUUCGUUGGGUAUAUGUCUCGUGCUACUCCCCCACUUCAAUUAGUCACGUGUUUGAAAAUUGGCUGAUAGCCACCCUCAUAACCGCUACAUGGGUCGAGUGAGAGUUUCCCAGGGAAAGAAGACUCAAGGGCAAGAAGUUGGGGAAGGAAGCUCACAAUGGCUUGCAAUUUCCGUCUAUCCUCAUCCGCACCAGCCCUCAUCAUGACCUGACCCAACAAAACACAAGCAUCCCCAUAGGCUUCCAUCGCUCCUUCAUAAUUCUCGGCGUUAUCCAACGUCACAGCCGUGUUGGCUUUCUGAAGGGCCGAAGAUAACAUUGCUUUCUGCGAAUGCGACCGACGCUCGCGCGUCCGAGCUUUGAUCGGGUCCCCGCCCUUCUGCAGAUUAUUCCCCAAUGGUUCUCCCAAGUUCCUUCCGACAGCAUAGGCAGGAUAGAGGGAGGACGUGCGCAGAGGUUUAGGCGGUAAUUCUGGUCCCAACAGGGACCCGAAAGCUAUUUCAGGAUUUCCAGAACUGAGAGCCCUCAGAAUUGCCCGUGGAAGGAGUUGUUAUGGAAGAAUUCGUUCCCGAGCUCGUCAAGGGGUUGUUUCCACGUCGUUGGGGCGAUGAGGAUACAGAUGCAGCCCGGGACACUGUUCCUGUCGAGUGCGAGCGCAAUCUUAAGGAAGGACGGAUCCCCAGCGCAGUUGCAGGGCUCGAAGUAUUCGCAACAGUA
Tuber melanosporum (Perigord truffle) is the source of this 1061-nucleotide messenger RNA. RefSeq lists its product as uncharacterized. NCBI's taxonomy places the organism in Eukaryota, Fungi, Ascomycota, Pezizomycetes, Pezizales, Tuberaceae. The transcript is spliced from 2 exons. The record is from RefSeq and is a predicted model, not a curated record. The coding region runs from base 82 to 447 and encodes 121 amino acids.